This is a messenger RNA of Hylaeus anthracinus, 2679 nucleotides long. RefSeq names its product ceramide glucosyltransferase (gene GlcT). The record is from RefSeq and is a predicted model, not a curated record. Gene Ontology annotation, molecular function: ceramide glucosyltransferase activity. Gene Ontology annotation, biological process: glucosylceramide biosynthetic process. Lineage: Eukaryota; Metazoa; Arthropoda; Insecta; Hymenoptera; Colletidae. The transcript has 2 exons. Gene Ontology annotation, cellular component: membrane. The coding region runs from base 853 to 2049 and encodes 398 amino acids.
GUAUCAACCUUCCGCGUAGGCGCAUCGUCGUUGGGAAAGGAAGCAGCAGGAAGCAGUCGUCGCCGUAGCUUGACAUAACCGUGUUGCAUCGCGCAGGAACGAACGUAUUUCCUGGAAACGUAACGAGACGAGAGGAAUCGAGAAGCUACGAUCAGGGAACAUUGGGAGACAUUGGGAGACAUUGGGAGGAAUCUCUGAGAGAGAGAAGGCAUCGCACGGGGUGAGGCCUGGUCGAGGGAAGCAACGAGGUAUACGAGGUUCGACGUCGAGAGGGGCGAAGUUCAAUGCAUCGGUGAAAAUUGGGGAGCAUCGUUCGCGACAAAAGAGGGUGCUUCGGUGUUGUAUAUGUCAGUGAUCGGUGAAUAUAGACGAUCCUUGUUCCUCGCGGAGGAAAGCGAAAGGUGGGAGAGAGAUAUAGAGAGACACUGUCCGUCGGCAGCGUUACCGGCGUUUCGAACCACUUUAAGGUCGUGGGCCACCCUCCCGACCGCGAGGGAAGCUAGCGCGUGAAUGUGUUGGAAGCAGUGGCCCCGUGUUCGUUUUCGUCGUCGUCGUCGUCGUCGUUGUGAUCGACGGGAAAACGGUCCGGCACCGUGGAAAUCGUCGAGAACGUUACACCGAUGGCCCUACGCGUCUCAUCGAUGCAACGGCGCGUUUCGUGAUCGCGGCCACGACGGGAACGUCGAUGAUGCCGCGGAUAUCGUUUUCUCCGCGCGGACGGACGGCGGGCCUCGUGAUCGCCCCUCGGAUCGAUAGGCACGUAAAAAAGAUCGAACAAUAAUCGUCGAGCAGGAGUCCCCCACCACCCCCGGAGGUUAGGCCUCCGAGAUAUAAAAGGAUCCUCGCUCGAAGAUGAACUCCAUGAUAUAUACCCUGUACGGGUUCGCGAUAUUUUUCAUGGUAUUCUGGUCGGUGAUGUGGAUCAUUCACGUGCUGGCACUGAUUGCUGGUCGAUGGAAGCUUCACCGUAAAAUCAGCCAAGUGCCGAGCUACGAGACCCCGUUGCCCGGCGUCUCGAUCAUCAAACCGCUGAUGGGCGUCGAUCCGAAUCUGUUCAGCAACUUGGAGACGUUCUUCACCAUGGAGUAUCCUCGUUACGAGCUGCUUUUCUGCGUGGAGGACGACCUGGAUCCCGUUGUGAUAUUGGUGCAACAACUGAUGGGACGUUAUCCGGAAGUGGACGCGAGGCUGUUCGUUGGUGGUCGUAACGUGGGCGUGAAUCCGAAAAUCAACAAUAUGCAGCCGGCGUACGAAGCGGCGAAACACGAGUUUGUGUUGAUCAGUGACAGUGGUAUCAAGAUGAAGGAGGACACGCUAUUGGACAUGGUUAAUCACAUGACAGACAAUGUGGCGUUGGUGCAUCAGAUGCCGUUCACUUCGGAUCGCGAGGGUUUCGCCGCCGUUUACGAGAAAGUAUUCUUCGGCACGGUCCAGUCGAGGAUGUAUCUCGCGGCCGAUUUGCUGCGAAUAAACUGUCACACAGGGAUGUCGGCGCUUCUGAGGAAGGCGCCCCUCGACGAAGUAGGCGGAUUGAAAACGUUCGGCGUGUACCUGGCCGAAGACUUUUUCUACGCGAAGUCGUUGACCGACCGCGGUUGGCGCAUCACGGUCUCCUCGCAGCCGGCGUUGCAGAACAGCGGUCACUGCGAGCUGCAUUCCUUCCAGGCAAGGUUACGAAGGUGGGCGAAGCUCAGGGUGGCGAUGCUGCCCACCAUGAUCGUGCUGGAGCCGUUGAGCGAGUGCUUAGUGUUAGGUGCCUGUGCUUCCUGGGCGGCCAGCGUACUAUUCGAGUGGGACUCCCUUGUUUUCUAUUUGGUACACAUACUGUUGUGGUUCAUGUUCGACUGGACGCUGUUGUGCGUUGUCCAGAACGGCCCGUUACCGUUCAACAAAUUAGAGUUCGUUUGCGGAUGGUUGCUCAGCGAGAUCACCAGGCCCUAUCUUUUUCUCCAGGCGGUUCUAGAUCCUCUGAUACAGUGGCGAUCGCGCGUUUAUAAGCUCAGGUGGGGCGGCGUCGCGGAAGAGGUUAAGGCGAAAGUCAAAUACUAAGGGACGCGGACAUACGUUCUCCUUUUCCGUCUCGCUUUUCACUUUCUUAGGUUUAAUUAACACAUUGUGGACCAUACUUACCGACAACGCGUUGCUUGCGAAUAAACGUUUAAGGGAAACGUGGCAAUUCGACCGGGAGGCUUAUCGUCGACAUCUUCGAGUCGGUGGCGUAACCAGCGAUUAUGCGAAAAUUUAUGGUCCGGGGGCUCUUUUACGGCAGCGUUACCCAAACUUGCUCAGCCACGGGACACUUACCUUCUUUAAUACUGUUUAGUUAUCGAUAUGGAAACUAUUAUCCUACUAAUUAACUUCGUUAUCGCUCUCAUAGUUAGUAUUAACUAUUCAUGGCCAUAAUUCCUUGUAUAUUGAGUUGUCCAGAAAGUUCGUGCCAAUUUUUAAGAAACAUUCAGACACGUUUGAAUUUCGAUACACAAGUCACGCUAUUUUCUAAUAUUUACGCUAUGUCACGAUUACACUUAAAACAAAAAAAUACUUCUGCCGGUUACGGUGUUACUUUCGUUUUGUUGUAGUAGCUACUUUCUAGGUUGUUCGGAAAGUUCGCGUUAAUUUUUAAAACAAAUUCAAAGGCACGUUUGAAUUCUGAUAUAUAUUUAUUGAAUUAUACAUGUA